AUUGGGUACCAAAUGCGAAAUAUUUUAUGGGGAGAAAGAUUUUUGUUGACGUUGAUCUUACGAACCAAUGUAUCGGACAUAGGUUACAAUCCAACGCUCUCUUCGUUGAGUCUCCGGCGACCGUUUCUGCGUCAGAGAGGACUCAAUACUCCCUCCGUCUCUCUCAAUUUCCCGCCGAUGCAUUCGUUAUUCAAACCUCGCCGCUCAUUUUGCUCCCUCAAUCACUUCUAUCGCUCCUCAACUUUCAUUUCGGGAGACGCAACAUCGGAAACUACAGUUGGAAGAAGCUCUACGCUCAUCCAUCCAACUGCUGUCGUACAUCCAAAUGCUGUCAUUGGCGAGGAUGGGUAUAUUGGUCCAUUUUGUACUGUGGGAGCCUUUGCAAAGCUGGGAAAUGGUUGCCAAUUGUAUCCUGGGAGCCACAUUUUUGGGUGUACAGAAUUAGGGGAUCGAUGUGUCUUGAUGACUGGCGCUAUAGUUGGCGAGGACAUUCCUGGUCGGACAGUCAUUGGGUGUAAUAACAAAAUAGGUCACCAUGCAGUGGUUGGCAUUAGAUGUCAAGACAUGAAAUAUAAGCCAGGGGAUGAAUGUUUUCUUGAUAUUGGAGAUAACAAUGACAUAAGAGAGCACUCAUCAGUCCACCGAUCUUCGAAGUCCAGUGAUGUGACAGCUAUUGGUGAUAACAAUCUCAUAAUGGGUUCCUGUCAUAUUGCUCAUGAUUGCAAGAUUGGUAACAACAAUAUUUUUGCAAAUAAUACUCUUUUAGCCGGCCACGUUGUGGUGGAGGACUAUGUUCACACAGGAGGCACCACUGCUGUUCAUCAAUUCUGUCAUGUUGGUUCUUUCUCAUUUGUUGCUGCGGGUUCAAUGGUUUCACAAGAUGUCCCAAAUAUAUGAUGUGGGGGAGAAAGACCAGAACUACGUGGGUUAAAUCUAGAGGGACUUCGGCGCAAUGGAUUCACAGUGGAAGAGAUCAUUGGCUUGAGAUCUGCAUACAGGAAGAUAUUCAUGUCUACUGAUGCAAAUUCUGAAGGGUUGGAAGAACGUCUCAACGAAGUGGAACAGCAUGAAAAAUUGGCUCACAUAUCUUCAGUUCGUUCCAUGAUUCAGUCAAUUCGUGCAUCAUUUGAACAAAAUCGUCGGGGCAUAUGCAAAUUCAGACUAUGGAGUAGCUCUUAAGUCAGCACCUUGAAACAUGGAAAUUAAAAGGAAAGGAACUCUUUAGCUUGACCAACCUAAGGUUUUCUUUUAGGUAAUCUAAAACAAUCUUUCAAAGCUAACACAGCCUCUGACUUUGAACUUUGUUUUUUAACAAAAAAGAAGUUUAAAAAUGAAAAGAAAAAACCUAAUUCCGUGUCUACCUACAAGCCUAGUUUGUCCUAGGUUUCAACAUGUUACACAUUUAGCUCUUAAAUUUUGAGUUUGGUAGUGUUAUAAUUUUACUUUUUAACAUAUGUUUGAAUUUGGUACUUAGAUGUUAUGACAUGCACUUUUAGAAUAUUGUUUGAUUCAAGUAGUUUGAAAAGUCCCUUGUUCAAGUAGUUAGUGAGUCCUACCACUAAAAAAUAUUAAUUUUAUACCUUAUCAACUCCUUUCACUGA
This is a messenger RNA of Cucumis sativus (cucumber), 1601 nucleotides long. Its product is annotated as probable acyl-[acyl-carrier-protein]--UDP-N-acetylglucosamine O-acyltransferase, mitochondrial. Gene Ontology annotation, biological process: lipid biosynthetic process. Gene Ontology annotation, molecular function: acyl-[acyl-carrier-protein]-UDP-N-acetylglucosamine O-acyltransferase activity. The record is from RefSeq and is a predicted model, not a curated record. NCBI's taxonomy places the organism in Eukaryota, Viridiplantae, Streptophyta, Magnoliopsida, Cucurbitales, Cucurbitaceae.